AUUUCGUUGGCGUCAUUCGUUGAAAAUACAGUAUAGUCUUUCUUGAUGUUGAGAUGAAUUCAGUAAAAUCCAUAAAAAGGUUAUUUUCAUCAAUCUCAAUCAUUAUUUCUAUUGUCCUCCUUGUAAAAGUAUUGAGUUCACUCUACUUUGGCGUUUAAAAAGUACGUUUGAAGUGAUGUUACAAAAAAAAAGCCCAAUCAAUUGUAUGGUGUAAUCAAAUACAUAGAAACAAAUAUUAAUAAAAAUAAGGGAAGAAAUUGGCCAACACAGACAACAACAGUUGGUUGACAUUCCAUCGGAGCAAAACACAAAGCGGUGCAUUUAUUUUUGUAAGUACGAAAAAUUGUUGAUCAUCUUGAUGUGACUCACAAUAGCAACCGCUCCAAAAGUUACAUUAGAAAUCGAUGAAGUAGCCGAUACGCUUUUCAACAGAUCCGAAACGGUGCUAAAAAUUCGGCACAUUGAAAUGCCAUCACAAGUCGAAUCAUUUUCAAGAUCAACGCCAGCACCGUCAGAUUCUGGUCAAAGCGAUGAUACAAAAUGUUCAUUGUGCAAGCGAACAUUUGAGAGCAAAUGGCUUCGAGACUGGCACAUCAAGCGAAUGCACGAUGAAUCAGACAUCAGUUGCAGCACUUGUGAUGCAACAUUCGUCACGGUUGACUCUUACAACGAACAUUGCAUCAUUCAACACCCGGCCAAAAUUCCACGUAUUGAGAGUCCAAAGCAAACGUUAAAAUAUGAACGCUCACCAUCGCUGAAAAUCGAUCGAUUGACAUUGUCCCAAGAAAACGACCUGCUGCGCAUUAAAAUCAAAUUUUUGAAGAAGAAAUUGGAAAAAGCCGAAAAACCACAUCGCAACGAAUCGAAAUCACUCGAAACGAAACAGGACCAACGUUUCAAAGAACAAUUUAAAGAGAAAGACGACUCAUUGAAGGAGAAAGAUUGUGCUCUGGCGGCAAUGCAACAACAACUCAUGAUGCUUGAAUCAACAAAUACCAAACUUAUGCAAGAACUCCAGAAUGAACGCUUGCGAGCGGGAAUGUUCUAUGAAACACUGAAGGCUGCAUGCGGCUGUGAUCGAAAUGGUUCAACGAAUGCGGAUUUAUGAUUGCAUCGAAAAGCCCUUUGCUUACAUAACAGCCUGGACAAUGAUUAUUUAGUUCAAUUUCAUGACAUUAGAUUUAAGUAAAAUGACGCACAGAACUCGUUUUUGCCGUUCAUUCUCACACCUUUGAAUUUAUUAUCAUGUGUUUUUAGCGCUGAGUGUUCCUCAUUAAAAUAAAAUUGU
Sitodiplosis mosellana (orange wheat blossom midge) is the source of this 1288-nucleotide messenger RNA. RefSeq lists its product as uncharacterized. Lineage: Eukaryota; Metazoa; Arthropoda; Insecta; Diptera; Cecidomyiidae. The record is from RefSeq and is a predicted model, not a curated record. The transcript has 3 exons. The coding region runs from base 467 to 1108 and encodes 213 amino acids.